AUGUCCCAUGUCUACUACAAGUUCUUCUCCAAGCUGAACUAUGCUGCAGUCACCUUCAGUGGCCUCCACAUCUCUCUCCAUGACCUCAAGAGCCGGAUCAUGGGCCAAGAGAAGCUGAAGGUGACCAGCUGUGCCCUGCAGGUCACCAAUGCCCAGAGCAGAGAAGAAUACACAGAUGAUAAUACCCUGAUCCCAAAGAACUCAUCAGUAAUUGUUAGAAGAAUCCCUCCUAGAGUUCUAUCUGCCAACAAACCAUAUGCCAUUCAGGAGAAGAAGAGUAUGCUGAAGUGCAUUGCAGUGUAUGUGAGCACUGCCGACCUGGCUGGAGCCAACGCUCCUGAAGAAGAUAAAAUCAAAGCGAUGAUGAUACAGUCGUGCCGCUACUACGAUCCAGCCAAGUGA
Molecule: messenger RNA, 402 nt
Organism: Apus apus (common swift)
Lineage: Eukaryota; Metazoa; Chordata; Aves; Apodiformes; Apodidae
Product: E3 ubiquitin-protein ligase RBBP6-like
Exons: 4
Coding region: 1-402 (133 amino acids)
Biological process (GO): mRNA processing; protein ubiquitination; ubiquitin-dependent protein catabolic process
Cellular component (GO): nucleus
Molecular function (GO): ubiquitin protein ligase activity; zinc ion binding
Source: RefSeq, a predicted model, not a curated record